This is a messenger RNA of Phycodurus eques (leafy seadragon), 3314 nucleotides long. RefSeq names its product microtubule-associated protein tau-like. The transcript is spliced from 10 exons. The record is from RefSeq and is a predicted model, not a curated record. Gene Ontology annotation, biological process: microtubule cytoskeleton organization; neuron projection development. Gene Ontology annotation, cellular component: neuron projection. Gene Ontology annotation, molecular function: microtubule binding. NCBI's taxonomy places the organism in Eukaryota, Metazoa, Chordata, Actinopteri, Syngnathiformes, Syngnathidae. The coding region runs from base 99 to 1109 and encodes 336 amino acids.
AGCGUGCACAGCGAGGACGAGCCGUGCGUGCGCGUGCGCCAGCCGACCGAGGGAAGAGCGAACCGUCUCGAACAGCAACCAGCCCCGCCGUCGCCAGCAUGGACCACGCCGCCGCCGAGGGCGCCGACGUGGCCGCCACGAGCCUCAACGAGCACCGCCACGAGAACGGCGCCCCGACGGGACUCGCCAAAGUCACAGCUCACGCCGCCGAGAUGGACAACGGUGCCGCAGAGAAGAAGUCUCAAACGUCCGCUAGCAAAACGUCCACCAGAGCUCAGCCAGAUGUGACGAGCGGCCAGAGCAGCCCCGGGACGCCCAAGUCUCCCUCCAGCAAGGCGGCGGGCGACGCCCACAAGGUGAAGAAGGUGGCGGUGGUGCGAAGUUCCCCGAAGUCGCCCGGCUCCCUGAAGACGCACCCGCCGGUUCACCUGGCCGCCGCCGCCGCCGCCGUCGCGCCCAUGCCCGACUUGAAGACGGUCAAGUCCAAGAUCGGCUCCACCAAAAACCUGAAGCACCAGCCGGGCGGCGGGAACGUGCAGAUCCUGGACCAGAAGGUGGACUACAGCAAUGUCCAGUCCAAGUGUGGCUCCAAAGCCAACAUCAAACAUGUGCCCGGUGGCGGCAAUGUUCAAAUCCUGGACAAGAAGCUGGACGUGACGGGCGUCCAAUCCCGCUGCGGAUCCAAAGACAACCUGAAGCACACGCCGGGCGGCGGCCGCGUCCAAAUCGUUCACAAAAAAGUCGACCUGAGCAGCGUGUCGGCCAAAUGCGGCUCCAAAGACAACAUGAGCCACAAGCCAGGUGGCGGCAACGUGGAGAUCAAAAAUGAGAAGCUGGAGUUCAAAGUUCAAUCCAAGGUGGGCUCCCUCGGCAACAUCAACCACGUCCCGGGAGGCGGACAGAAAAAGAUCGAGAGCCACAAGCUGAACUUCCGUGAGGGCGCCAAAGCGCGCACGGACCACGGCGCCGAGAUCGUCUCCCUGGAGGACUCGCCCACCCGGCAGCUCAGCGCCGUCUCGUCGUCCGGCAGCCUCGACGUGGCCGACCCCCCCCAGCUGUCCACGCUGGCCGACCGGGUCAGCGCCUCGCUGGCCCGGCAGGGGCUGUGAGGCCGGGAAACCCCGCUCGACCGCCCGCCUGCUCGUCGUGCAGCGUUUCCGCCCUCCUCCCGCUUCUCAACGACCUUUUUUUGGAGCCGCAUUUCGUUACCCCGGUCGCGUUAGGCCCUUCCCACGUCACGGCCGUUCCUCGGGGGUCCCGUUAGCGGGUUGCGUCGUGGCAUUCCGUUUGGGGGCGACAUUAUUGCCAUUUCUGUGCAUGACGCCGCCCCGCUACGGGCCUUCCGUGACGGCGUUCCAGUCAGAUCCGCUUCAACUUCUUACUUUGCCGCCAUUUAGCGUCUUCUCGGUCUUCUGCUCUUAAGGCCUCUUUAUACUCGCGCGACCGACAACGCCCGCAUUGCUUGACGCGCGCACGGUAAAAGCAAUUGCUGCGCGUCGAACGCCACGGACAUCAUCUCUCGUGAUUGGUCCGUUUUAGUCACACGCUGGGAUGACGUACUCGGCGUGCCCCUCGGUUCCACGCAGCACCUACGCCGCCGCCGUCUCGAUCGAUUUUGCAGCAUCAUUAAACGUAUCAUCUGGUCUUCUAGGUCCAUUUGUUCUAGCAGACUGUGUUCCACGGUCGCCAUCGUUGUCGCGUUGUUCCUUGUAAAAACGGCUACCGGAAAUGGCCACAAAAUGCAGAGGAAACUCCACCCUGUGGCGUCCUAGCGACACCCCGACUUGGAGGUGAACUGCAGUACAUUUUCAAAACUGCGUGUGUGGGUUGCGCGCGGGUACAACGGCAAACUACGCGAGGGACAGGCGCGGUGACGUCAGCGCGAGUAUAAAGAAGCCUUAAUACGACACUUUCUUGUCCGCCUCUGACCAAAAUGUGGCGAAGGCCUGGUACACACACACACACACAAAUCUUCAAAUAUGGCAAAGCUGUUUCCGACCCAACACAUACGAUGAAAACGUGCAAUUUGACAGUUGUGGUCGGAUUGUGUGCGCGUUGUGCUGCGAUGCUUUCAACACGCACGCAAAGAUUGCGCUCCACCUCCGAUCUCGAACCCACGGAAAUCUCGCACGAUCGCACGUGAUCUCACAAAAAAAGCAAAGACGAAAGAAACACUUCCGGAUGCGCCGAUGUUUCCCGAGAGUUUCCGAAAGCGUUAGAGGCGGGAGCGUUAUAAAAUGGCGAUGUCGUCGUCCAAAAAAAACAAAGCCUUGCUUUGGAAAAGACUUUUUGCUGCCUGAGGAACCCCCUCACCCACUCAAACACACAAAACACAACAGGUAGGACGUGUUUUUUUUUGUUUGUUUCUUCGUUCGUCAGUCAGGUCGCUUCUCGAUUAGCUCCAUUCGGUUCCACGUGACGAUUCAGCGAGUCGUGGGCUUUCUGCAAAGCACACAAAAGAUUUUUGGUCGUAAAGAUUGAACACGCGUCAUGUUUAAGAUUGUCGGCACAACCCGUUAUCGGGACAAAUUCACUCUCAACACAGCUCAGACCAAAGGACGAUCUGAGAAGACGGCCGACGGUCUGGUGCUUGACGCGCUCGGUCGGGAAGGCGCAAAAUCGGGCCCGAUCGUCUCGGUGUGUGUACCGGGCCUUAGCCGAGUCUUGGCGCUUGUCACUUUGACGCAAAUGUUGCUAAGGUGACGUCACUCUUGUGUUGUGUUAGCUUUGCGAGCGGGGGCGGGGGCGCCUUUUUAAACGCGGGGGCCAAACGAGCGCAAGACGACGAGCGGCGUUCCGUUCGUCGGCAUUUCGAGCAGUACCGUCGCAAAGUCGGGAGAAGCCAGCGAAGUCGACAAUUGCGUUGUUGAUGUCCACCACGUACUUUUACCUUCUUAUCUCCAGUAUUUAUAGUUCCGGUUGAUUGACAUUCAUGGUUCGUUCUCAAGUUUAUACCCCAUGGAAAGAAAACAAAUGUUCCUGCCGUGCCGUCACUUCCCUGCAUGAAGCGCCAAACGGAAGCGAGCCGAGUGAGCGCCCAUUGCGCUUUUCUUCCUUUUUCCCACACAAACCUGCUGGAUUUGAUGCGUGUGCGUAUGCAGGGUAAUGCCACUUUUGUCCACCGCGUGUCGUGUUUUCUUACCAGCGCUGAGGUGCAUGCUCACGUCUUCUCUUGUGUCACUUGAAGACGACGACGAUGAUCUCCAUCAGCCAGUUUCCAUAGUAACCAACUCACACCCUGUACAGUGGUGCAAACGUGAGUGUUGUUAUUGUGCAUUUAAUGUAUGUUUGUGUUUGACAAUAAACGAUACUAA